Molecule: messenger RNA, 1573 nt
Organism: Paramecium sonneborni
Lineage: Eukaryota; Ciliophora; Oligohymenophorea; Peniculida; Parameciidae
Source: the annotation of a GenBank genome assembly
AUGAAAAAUAAAAUAAAAAUAAAUAAAAGAUGCAAUUAUCGUGAAUGGCCAAUAAGAAGAUAAUUAAUGUUUUCUUUUUUAUGCACUACAAUAUUAAUUCAAUUUAUAUUGAUAAGUGUAAUUUUUGGAAAUAUUGGAUUUAUGAUUAACUAAACAAAUUCAUAAAUUUUUAGUAAUGUUGAAACUCAUUCAAAUAAUUAAUUUUAUUAAGUAGCAAAUUAAGUAGGAAUUGUUUUUUAAUCUCAUUUAUACUAUUUGUCAUAAUAAUUGUAAACUACUGUUUAAUUUUUUUCAUAAUUGUUCAAUCCAUUAAUGCAAUUUGAAUCUUUUAAUUCUUAUUAAACAUGUGAGAUUUUAACAUAAUAAAAUUAUUUAGAAGUAUGCUUUUAUGCUCAAUAAAAUACAAAAUAGCUUUAUAAUUUAAAUCAAUAAACUUAAAAAAUAAUAGGAUAUUUAACAAAUUACAAAAAUUUCCUUCCAUUUAUUUUUGUAGAAUCUGUCAGACAGAAAAUUCAAGUAAUAAAGUUAAUUAAAACUAGAGAUUUUCUAUUUUGAUAUACAACCCUGUUGAAUAAGUUGAAAUCUAUAUGAUUUAUCCAGCUAAUUAAAUUAAAAAAUAUUUUAUGAAUAAGAAAAAACAUAAAUAAAUUUAAUUAUAAGGGCCUUAUAUUAAUCCAACUAAUGAAUAAUAAAUUCUGAUGAGUUUAUAGUAAUAAAUUACAUUUUAAGAUUUUUCAAUAUGUAAUAAUUUGAUAAUAUCAUUUAAGUUUUUACAAUUGAGUUUUCAUUAUAAUCAAUAGAAUCUUUAUUUUUUGAUAUUAAUUAUUAUUAAUCUACUAUAUUGGCAAUAGCUGAUUAGAGUGGUAGUUUAAUUUAUUGUCCAAUUGAUUGGAAUGUAAGUUAUUAAACAUCAAUCCAAAAAAUAUAUGAUUAUUCUAAUAUAUCUGGCUUUAAUAUUACUAGAAUACCUAUAAAAUAAAUUAACCUCAUAGAUUUAUAAAAUCAAACUUACAGUUUAAUUUAGUUACCUUUCUCAGGAAAGUAUAACUCAUAUUAAUUAAGUUCUUUUAUUAAUAAUACAAAUUAAAAUAUAGAUUUUUAUGUUUAUUUGUAUAUUUUCAAUGAACAAUUACUCACAACUUUUACUUUAAUAAAUGAUAUUAUGUAAAGAGAAGACACAGUCAUAAUGUUUAUAAAUAUAUCUUCAACAAUUUUAACAAUAUCAUUAGUUUUCAUCUUCACAUAUUUAAUUUCUGUUAGAAUAAGCAGACCUUUAAACAAAUUAGUUAAUAUUUCUAGAUAUAUGUCCAAUAAUCUUACUAAAAAAAAUAUUUCUAAUGAAAUUUUAAAUGAAAUUAAACAUAUUGAAGCAUCAAAUCAAAUUGCAGAUUUAAUAAAAGUAUUUAAAAAUUUAGUUGAAUCUAUUAAAAAUAAAAUAAAUUCAAAAAAAUCAAUUGUAAAAAAAAAUGUUGUGCAAUAUCCUUUAAAUUAAUAUGAUCCAGAAUUUAUUAAUAAAACUAAAAAUAAAACUGACAUAAAUUGGAAUCCAACAAUAAAUGAAAUUGAUGAAUGA